Molecule: messenger RNA, 393 nt
Organism: Protopolystoma xenopodis
Lineage: Eukaryota; Metazoa; Platyhelminthes; Monogenea; Polystomatidea; Polystomatidae
Source: the annotation of a GenBank genome assembly
AUGCUGACGCUGUUUCCGAGUUCAUCAGGAGAGUAUUUGCUCGGUGAUCUUGCUUUCUUGGAGCAUCAACUUCUUUUUAACCUCUGGCAGCACUGGACCGUUUCGCCAAUUAUAACAAUACCUGCUUCAUCCUCUAGCUUAAACACUUCGCAGCAGCAUGUUGAAUCCUGCUUCGAGACGCCAUCCAGUUCUAUUACUUCUACUUCUUCAGCUCAUCACUCUGCCCCCGAUCCCUCACAUGUACCACAUUCUCAUUCAUCAGCUGAAUCAGUUAAACCCUUUGUAUAUCCCGUACAGCUAUCCGAUUUGGUGCGAGGGCCGGCGCUCGAGGCAGUUGGCUGGCCACAAAUAGAUGAGGUGAGUUUCAAUCAUUUCAGCACGAUUAGGCAAUAG